AUGACACAGGAAAGCGACACCAGGCUGGCCGUUGUCGUGGUCGGAAUGGGCCAGAUGGGCAUCAGCCAUGCGCUUGCCUACCACCACAACCCGGGUUUUGAGAUCAUCAGCCUCGUUAACCGAAGCCCAGGAAAGAAACUGCCAGAUGCAUUGACGCAGUACCCUGUUGUGUCAACAUUAAAGGAGGCGCUUCCGCUGAACCCCGAUGUGGUAUCAAUCAACACCCACACCGCGACCCACGCCGAGCAUGCAGUGACCGCAAUGGAAACCGGAGCACACGUCUUCGUGGAAAAACCACUAGCCACGACUGUGACAGAGGCCGAGCGCGUCAUAGAGACAGCGCGACGAACGAAGCGCAAGCUAGUCAUCGGCUAUAUUUUGCGUCACCACCCCAGUUGGGUUGAGUUCAUUCGACAGGCACGCCAACUCGGUCCGCCAUUUGUGAUGCGCAUGAACCUGAACCAGCGGUCUCGCGGUGACGCAUGGGAAAUCCACAAGCGACUGCUGCAGGAUGCCAAGAACCCGGUGGUCGACUGCGGGGUGCAUUAUCUCGACGUGAUGCUACAGAUUACGGACAGCAGGCCGACCCAGGUGCGUGGCAUGGGGGUCUCUCUCAGCGAUGAGAUCCCCGCGGAUGAGCAGGUCAACUACGGGCAUUUGCAGGUUGUUUUUGCUGAUGGAUCGGUUGGAUGGUAUGAGGCCGGAUGGGGGCCGAUGGUGUCGGAGACGGCGUAUUUCGUCAAGGACGUGAUGGGUCCCCGAGGUUCAGUGUCGAUGGUCAUGGAUGAGAACGAGACUCGUACUGGGGGUGGCUCUGCGGAUAUUGAAGGCCACAACAAGAGUUUGCGUUUGCGUGUGAGCACGCUGGUCGAGGGUCGCUCGCAGGAUACCAUGCUGUCGGUGGCAGAUGAACCGGGGCAUGAUGACCUUUGUGCGCGCGAGCAGCAGUUCUUGCUCGAUGCUAUUCGAGAGGAUCGAGACCUGACCCAGCACAUGGAGGACGCUGUUCGCUCACUAAGUAUUGUGCUAGCGGCGGAUCGCUCGAUGCAUGAGAACCGGGCCAUUGAUCUCGAGUAG
Penicillium alfredii is the source of this 1077-nucleotide messenger RNA. RefSeq names its product Gfo/Idh/MocA family protein. Lineage: Eukaryota; Fungi; Ascomycota; Eurotiomycetes; Eurotiales; Aspergillaceae. The transcript has a single exon. Bases 1 to 1077 code for a protein of 358 amino acids. Gene Ontology annotation, molecular function: nucleotide binding. The record is from RefSeq and is a predicted model, not a curated record.